This is a messenger RNA of Manis javanica (Malayan pangolin), 12152 nucleotides long. The record is from RefSeq and is a predicted model, not a curated record. NCBI's taxonomy places the organism in Eukaryota, Metazoa, Chordata, Mammalia, Pholidota, Manidae.
GCAGUUUGCCGUGGCUGCUGCGAGUCCGGCCAGGACUGUGAGAGGCGGCUGCGGAGGUACCCGCGGCACCGGCGGAGGCGGCGGGAGCGGCGGAGGCAGCGGUCCAACGCGUGCUCUUUGGGCGGGGUGCGGCGGGGGAUGUUCCUGCCCAGGGCGGGCGGAGUCUCUCUGACAGGGCGGGGGAUGCGCGGCGGCCGCUCUCCGGGACCCUGAGGCCGCUGGGCCCACCCUCCCGGAGCCAUCGAGGACCAUCAGCCCUCGUGCCCUCGGCCUGUGCCGUCUCCUCCGGCCAGACCCUGGGGCCGAGGGUGGGAGGCGGCUUCCGCCGGAGAGGAGCGGGCUGUGGUGGCCACCGCGGCGGAGCCUGAGUUCUUUAGCCAUGAAAAUGGUAUGCACAGUCUUGAACAUGUACUCUCCAUGCUGAUGGGACAGGAUCCAAUAUGAAUAUAAAUGAUGGAGGAAGACGACGCUUUGAGGAUAAUGAACAUACAUUACAUAUAUAUCCCGGGACAAUUUCAGAAGGAACAAUCUACUGUCCAGUCCCUGCCGGAAAAAACUCCACAGCGGCUGAGGUGAUUGAGUCUCUUAUAAAUAGACUUCAUCUUGACAAAACAAAAUGUUAUGUUCUAGCAGAGGUAAAGGAAUUUGGUGGAGAAGAAUGGAUACUCAAUCCAACAGACUGUCCUGUUCAGCGAAUGAUGUUGUGGCCCCGAAUGGCUCUGGAAAAUCGCCUGAGUGGAGAGGACUACCGCUUUCUUCUGAGAGAAAAAAACCUUGAUGGAUCAAUCCAUUAUGGCAGUCUUCAGUCAUGGCUACGGGUGACAGAAGAACGUCGCAGGAUGAUGGAACGGGGUUUUCUUCCACAGCCUCAGCAGAAAGACUUUGAUGAUUUAUGUAGCUUACCUGAUUUGAAUGAGAAAACUCUAUUAGAAAACUUACGAAAUCGUUUUAAGCAUGAAAAAAUUUAUACCUAUGUUGGCAGUAUUCUAAUAGUUAUUAACCCUUUCAAAUUUCUUCCUAUUUAUAACCCUAAAUAUGUCAAAAUGUAUGAUAACCACCAAUUGGGAAAACUUGAGCCCCAUAUUUAUGCUGUAGCUGAUGUAGCUUAUCAUGCCAUGCUUCAGCGCAAAAAGAAUCAAUGUGUCGUGAUUUCUGGAGAGAGUGGUUCUGGGAAGACUCAAAGCACAAACUUUCUUAUUCAUCACCUUACUGCUCUCAGUCAGAAAGGAUUUGCCAGUGGAGUGGAACAAAUUAUUCUUGGAGCUGGGCCAGUACUUGAGGCAUUUGGAAAUGCAAAGACAGCUCAUAAUAAUAAUUCAAGUCGUUUUGGCAAGUUUAUUCAAGUGAAUUACCAAGAAACAGGCACUGUACUUGGUGCCUAUGUUGAAAAAUAUCUACUGGAGAAGUCCAGACUCGUUUAUCAAGAGCAUAAUGAACGGAACUAUCAUGUAUUCUAUUACCUCCUGGCAGGAGCAAGUGAAGAAGAGAGAUUAGCAUUCCACCUUAAACAACCAGAAGGAUAUCAUUAUCUCAAUCAGAUAACAAAGAAACCCCUCAGACAGAGCUGGGAUGAUUAUUGCUAUGAUUCUGAGCCGGAUUGCUUCACAGUGGAGGGGGAAGAUUUGAGGCAUGACUUUGAGCGCUUACAACUGGCCAUGGAAAUGGUAGGAUUUCUUCCCAAAACACGAAGACAGAUUUUCUCUCUUCUCUCAGCAAUACUACACUUGGGUAAUAUCUGUUAUAAAAAGAAGACAUACCGGGAUGACUCCAUAGAUAUCUGUAAUCUUGAAGUUCUGCCAAUUGUCUCAGAAUUAUUAGAAGCUGUGACAGUGAGGAACUCCAUGGCUAAGUCUUUAUAUAGCGCCCUCUUUGACUGGAUAGUUUUUCGAAUUAAUCACGCACUUCUGAAUACUAAAGAUUUGAAACAAAAUACCAAGACUUUGUCCAUUGGUGUUCUUGAUAUAUUUGGGUUUGAAGAUUAUGAAAAUAAUAGCUUUGAACAGUUCUGUAUUAAUUUUGCUAAUGAACGUUUACAACACUACUUUAAUCAGCAUAUCUUUAAAUUGGAGCAGGAGGAAUACAGAACUGAAGGUAUCAGCUGGCAUACUAUAGAUUAUAUUGAUAAUACCUGUUGCAUAAAUCUUAUUAGCAAAAAACCAACAGGACUGCUCCAUCUUUUGGAUGAAGAAAGCAACAUCAGUUCAGUGCGAUCACAGGAGGAUUUCCGGGAAAAAAAUACAGAUCAUAUGCGCCCUGACAUUGUAGCUCUUCUGAGAAGUAGCAAGAGUGCAUUUAUCUCUGGGAUGAUUGGAAUUGAUCCUGUAGCUGUUUUCCGGUGGGCAGUUCUCAGAGCUUUUUUCAGAGCCAUGGUUGCUUUCAGGGAAGCUGGGAAAAGACACAUUCAGAGAAAAACUGGACAUGAUGAUACAGCGCCAUGUGCAAUUUUGAAAAGUAUGGAUAGUGUUAGCUUUCUUCAACACCCAGUCCACCAGAGGAGCUUAGAGAUUCUGCAGAGGUGCAAGGAAGAGAAGUACAGUAUAACCCGGAAAAAUCCCAGAACACCACUUUCUGAUCUACAGGGCAUGAAUACUCUUAAUGAAAAAAACCAACACGAUACAUUUGAUAUUGCCUGGAAUAGCAGAACUGGGAUUCGCCAGAGCCGGCUAUCAAGUAGCACAUCCUUUCUUGACAAAGAUGGGAUAUUUGCUAAUUCAGCUAGCAGCAAACUCUUGGAGAGAGCCCAUGGAAUCCUUACGAGAAACAAAAACUUCAAAUCCAAGCCUGGCCUUCCAAAGCAUUUGCUAGACGUAAAUUCUUUAAAGCAUCUGACAAGACUGACCCUACAGGAUCGUAUUACCAAGUCUCUUCUUCAUUUGCACAAGAAGAAGAAACCUCCCAGUAUCAGUGCCCAGUUUCAGGCCUCAUUAAGCAAACUGAUGGAGACACUUGGUCAAGCAGAACCAUAUUUUGUAAAAUGCAUUAGAUCUAAUGCCGAAAAGCUACCAUUAAGGUUCAAUGAUUCCUUGGUACUUAGACAGCUUCGGUACACUGGGAUGCUGGAGACAGUUCGAAUUCGCCAAUCAGGAUACAGUUGUAAAUAUUCUUUCCAGGAUUUUGUGAGCCACUUCCAUGUACUUCUUCCCCGAAAUAUUAUUCCAUCCAAAUUUAACAUUCAGGAUUUCUUCAGGAAAAUAAAUCUUAAUCCAGAUAAUUAUCAAGUUGGAAAAUCCAUGGUGUUCCUAAAGGAGCAGGAACGACAGCACCUACAAGAUCUUCUUCACCAAGAGGUGCUCCGUAGAAUCAUAUCUUUGCAGCAGUGGUUCAGGGUCUUGCUGUGCAGGCAGCAUUUCCUCCAUCUGAGACAGGCAUCCAUUAUUAUCCAGCGAUUCUGGAGGAAUUAUCUAAAUCAGAAGCAAGUCAGAGAUGCAGCUGUGCAGAAGGAUGCUUUACUUAUGGUCCGUGCAGCCACUCUUCUCCAAGCUUCCUGGCGUGCUCACUUAGAGAGGCAGCGGUAUUUGGAGCUCCGGACCGCGGCCACCAUCAUCCAGCAGAGAUGGAGGGAACGCUGCAGGCGGAGACACACGGCUGCUGUUUGCAUACAGGCCAGAUGGAAAGGCUGCAGGGAAAGUAAGAGGUAUCAAGAGCAAAGGAACAGAAUUAUCCUUUUGCAGUCAGUAUGUAGAGGAUUCAAAGCAAGACAAAGGUUUAAAGCCUUAAAAGAACAAAGACUAAGAGAAACAAAACUAGAACUUGGAUUGACAAAUAUUGAGCCUUUUGGAGCUCUGGAAAUUCAGGGCUCAGACCCUUCAGAAUGGGAGGAUUGUUCCUUUGACAACAGAGUAAAAGCCGUAGAGGAAUGUAAAUAUGUGAUAGAGAGUAAUCAAAUUUGCCAUGAAAGUUCAAUGGACUUCUUGAAGGAGUCCCCAGAUAAGCGACAGGAGAGAGCCAGAAGCCAUAGUGGUGUGGACUUGCAGGAAGACGUGAUUGUGAGAGAGAGACCCAAGUCCUUGGAGGAUCUCCACCAGAAAAGAGUAGGUCGGGCCAAAAGAGAAAGUCGGAGAAUGAGAGAACUAGAGCAAGCUAUAUUUAGUUUAGAGUUGCUGAAAGUCCGUUCUCUUGGUAGCACGUCUCCUUCAGAGGAGCGCAGAUGGUCUACAGAACUGAUUCCUGAGGGCCUUCAGUCUCUGGAAGGUACACCUGAUAGUGAAAGCUCUCAAGGAAGUUUGGAACUUCUGAGCUGCGAGGAAAGUCAGAAGAACAAACAAGAGUCUAUAGCUUUAGAUGAAGGAGACUUGCAGUUUCUAUCACCCAAGAUAUCUAGCAGUCCAAAAUUUGAAUCACAGGACAAUGCCCUUGGUGUCUCAAGCAAAAGUAAUAGUCACACAGUAAUUCAAAAGGGGACAUCCUCUGGCUCAGUGCAUUUGAAGAAUGGGACUAUGAAGGAAAAACUGGUUUGUAAUUCUGAAUCUAUUUCUUGUAAGCCCCACCUGAGAGACUCCUUCAUUUCAAAUAGUCUGCCUACAUUUUUUUAUAUUCCCCAGCAAGACCCACUGAAAAUAAGUUCCCAACUAGACACAAGUAUACAGAGAAACAAACUGUUGGAAAGUGAGCAGACACAUUCAGCUCUUACUUUGGGUAUCAGCCGGGAAGCAAGGAAGUACCACCUCUCAGGAGAAAAUCAGCUUAUUGCUUCUUUGAAUACAGAGUCUUCUAACAGCCUGUUUAAAAAGUUAGAAAAGCUGAACACUGAGAAGGAGGAAAGGCAGAAGCAGUUGCAGCAGCAGAAUGAAAAAGAGCUGAUGGAGCAGAUACGCCAGCAAACAGAUAUUCUAGAGAAGGAGCGAAAAGCCUUCAAGACGAUGGAAAAGCCCAGACCCGGGGAGUCCUCUCUGCGCCAGCCAAAGCGAAGAGGAGAAAGGCCAUCCUCUCUGCUCAUCCUGAACUCCUCGCAUAGGGAAGAGCCCAGGGUACAAGGGACUCCAUCAGCUGUGAAAGGUACAGCGUUUGCUGCAGAGGACAGUCCCUCUGCUCACUUACCCCUGAAGGACCAACCUGUCACUCUGUUCUUUGAAAAAAGAGGAGGCUCAUGCCAGCCUAGUUCUAUCAAGGAAUUAUCUGUGACAGACACAACAGCCACCCAACUGAAUGUAGCCUGUAAGUUCAGUAAUAAUCGCAUUUCAAAAAGAGAACAGCUUAGGCCAUCUCAGUCUUAUAGUCACAAAUCUGAUGACCCUUCCAGAGAUGGUACUACUGGGGCCAUUUUCUUCAUGCCAAAGGACAAUAUGAAUAUUUCCCUUGUCAAUAAGGAAGCCUUGAACAUUGGAAAUCCUCACCUCUACAAACGAGAUGAACCAGCUUGGAAACCUAUGAAAUUAACUGGGCCGGGCCAAGGAGAGACAUCACAACGAUUUUCUUCAGUUGAUGAAGAAGCAAAGCUUCAUAAGACUAUGUCUCAAGGAGAAAUUACAAAGUUGGCAGUGAGACAGAAGGCUUCAGAUUCAGAUAUAAGACCUCAGAGAGCAAGGAUGAGAUUCUGGACCAAAGGGAAACAAGGGGAGAAGAAGACCACCAGAGUGAAACCUGCUGCGCAGUCAGAGAGCUCAGCAUUCUUUGCCGGCUCAGAUAGGAUUCCAGCUCAUCCAUUUCCAGAUGAAAUAGCUCAGUAUCACUCAACACCUCCUUUGAGCCCAGAAUUACCUGGUAGUUGCCGAAAGGAGUUCAAAGAGAACAAAGAGCCUUCUCCGAAGGCAAAGCGUAAGAGAAGCGUGAAGAUCAGCAGUGUGGCUUUGGAAUCUCUGUACUGGCAGAAUGAUUCUGUCCAGAUCAUAGCAAGCGCCAGUGAUUUAAAAAGCAUGGAUGAAUUUCUUCUGAAAAAGAUGAAUGACCUAGAAAAUGAAGACAGCAAGAAAGACACACUAGUGGAUGUUGUAUUUAAAAAAGCCCUGAAAGAAUUUCGGCAGAAUAUCUUCAGCUUUUAUUCGUCUGCAUUGGCGAUAGAUGAUGGGAAGAGCAUACGAUAUAAAGACCUCUACGCGCUAUUUGAACAGAUCCUGGAAAAGACCAUGAGACUUGAGCAGCGUGAUUGGAGUGAAUCUCCAGUAAGAGUUUGGGUCAACACUUUUAAAGUGUUUUUAGAUGAAUACAUGAAUGAAUUCAAGACUUUGGAUUGUAUACCCAUAAAGGUGCCAAAAACAGAAAGAAAGAAAAGAAGAAAAAAAGAAACUGAUUUAGUGGAAGAGCACAAUGGUCACAUCUUUAAGGCCACCCAGUAUAGCAUCCCUACAUACUGUGAGUACUGUUCUUCUUUGAUAUGGAUAAUGGACCGAGCCUCUGUUUGCAAAUUAUGCAAGUAUGCUUGCCAUAAGAAGUGCUGCCUGAAAACCACGGCCAAGUGCUCUAAAAAGUAUGAUCCAGAGCUAUCAUCUCGACAAUUUGGGGUUGAACUGUCCCGUUUGACCAGUGAAGACCGAACUGUUCCUUUAGUGGUAGAGAAGCUCAUAAACUACAUUGAAAUGCAUGGACUGUACACAGAAGGUAUUUACCGCAAGUCUGGUUCAACCAAUAAAAUUAAGGAGCUUCGGCAAGGUCUAGAUACAGAUACUGAGAGUGUAAACCUAGACGACUAUAACAUACAUGUCAUUGCAAGUGUGUUCAAGCAAUGGCUUCGUGAUUUGCCCAAUCCACUUAUGACCUUUGAACUCUAUGAGGAAUUUCUCCGAGCAAUGGGCCUUCAGGAGAGGAAAGAAACAAUCCGUGGUGUAUACUCUGUGAUUGACCAGCUCUCCAGAACUCACCUCAAUACAUUGGAACGCCUUAUCUUUCAUCUAGUCAGGAUUGCUCUACAGGAAGACACUAAUCGAAUGUCUGCCAAUGCUUUGGCCAUUGUGUUUGCACCAUGUAUUCUCCGUUGUCCUGACUCUAUUGACCCCCUACAAAGCGUGCAGGACAUCAGUAAGACUACCACCUGUGUGGAGCUGAUUGUUGUUGAACAAAUGAACAAAUAUAAGGCUCGUCUCAAAGACAUCAGUAGCCUGGAAUUUGCUGAGAAUAAGGCAAAAACCAGGCUGUCACUGAUUCGAAGAUCAAUGGGAAAGGGGCGUCUUCGUCGAGGAAACUAUCCAGGUGCUUCCUCUCCUGCUGUUGCUCAGCUGCCCUCUGUGUCUGACAUCCCGGAAGAGACCUUGACUAGUGAGGCAGCCGUGGAGACUGACAUCACAGAACAGCAGCAGGCAGCUAUGCAGCAGGAGGAGCGAGUGCUGGCGGAGCAGAUCGAGAGCCUCCAGAAGGAGAAGGAGGAGCUAACAUUUGAGAUGCUUGUCCUGGAACCCCGUGCCUCUGAUGAUGAAACCCUUGAGUCUGAGGCCUCCAUUGGGACUGCCGAUAGCUCAGAAAAUUUGAAUAUUGAGACUGAAGGUGCCAUCUCUGAGAGAUCAGAGAAAAGCAUAGCCCUGGGCUCCCUGAAGGCAGCUGGCAAGUCUGAACCGCUGAGCAGGUUGGGUAAGCAGCUGAAAAGGCAGCAACACUCUUGGGAUUCAGCGGACGCCUCAGUGUCUCCUCUUUGUCCAUCUAACACUGCAUCUUCCCGUGGGACCAGAAAACGAUUUCAGAUUUAUUCCAAAUCUCCAUUCUACCGAGCUGUUUCAGCUGGUGAGGCCCUGGGAAUGGAAGGGCCCCCGGGCCAGACCAAACCCCUAGAAGACAGGCCUCAAUUCAUCAGCAGAGGAACCUUCAACCCUGAAAAGGGAAAACAAAAAUUAAAGAAUGUGAAAAACUCACCUCAGAAAACCAAAGAGACUCCAGAGGGGACAGUGGUGUCUAGCCGCAGAAAAACUGUGGACCCAGACUGCAGCUCCACCCAACAGCUAACUCUCUUUGGAAAUAAUGAGUUUAUGGUCUGAACUGGCAGCUGUGUGUCCUUUUAUGGCCACAGAGUCUUAAACCACAUCUCGUCUUUGGGGCUGCUUCUCAUCGCCUCAUCCACAAUAAUCCAUCCCACCUGUGGUCCCGUUUCCCUGCAAGCAUACAACUAAGGCCUGGUGUGCUGAAUUCCUGGGUCUUCGGCAGAAGUGGAAGGGCCUCUUUGAAGACUGCUGGGAAUGGUGCCGGCUGUGCCUUGGCUGCUUUAAUUGACUAGAGAUUCCACUUAACAAAGCCACCCCGGCCCAGGGGACUUGGGUCAGUUGUGGAGGUCUUUGUAGUUGCCUCUCUGUCCUCUUUCCCCUUCCUAGUCACAGGUGUUGAACUCGGCGGGGAUACACUGUGGGCCUGAGGAACCCACUGAUUUCGGACAUUUGAAGAAAGCAUAAAUCUUUCUUCACCAUGCAGGCAAAAGUGUUUGGGUUUAUUUGGAGGUAGUUAGGAGCUGGGUUAGAAUAUAAUUUUUUUCCAAGGAUUUAUAAACAAAAAGUCUAAGUACCCUAUUGUAAGAUUUUGGAAAAAUACUCCAUGUUAUAUUCUAGGGAAAGUAAAAAACCAGUUGUUUCCAUUAAGCCAUCGCAGCAUGAUUCUCAGACAUCUGGUUACACAAUGAAGAGAAAGUCAUGGGGUUUUUUGAUGUUCAGUGUCAUGGUAAUUGAUGCUGGCUUAACUCCUAUUUAGUUCCUGCCAAAUGCGCUGCAUGGGCUGAAGUUUCGGUAGCCAUACUGUUCUCAUAUUUCCUGGUCUGGGAUCAGGUUCCUCUAAUUUUUUUUAAAUCUCCCAGAGACAGGAUCAUCUCUAAACAUGAGGGUUUCAUCCUAAUCCAUCCAUACUUUUCUCUUUGCAUAGAGUAAACCGAAGAUCACAUAUGAACCUAUUCAUCUGCUGGUGGGUAUCUACCACAAACUCAGUCAAAUAGUGUGACCAUUGAAUCCCUUCUACUGAACAUUUACACACAACACUGCAUGAAUAAGUGUUACAGAAAGCUGCCAAAAAUAUUUGAGUUUUUAAUAUGACUCUUCCAACUUUUAUCUUCUUUUCCUCAGAUCAUCAGUAUUAAAAUAGAUGAGAAAAAAAAAUCAAGGACUACUUGAAACUAUUUUUGUUAAUAUUCUGGUUACUGAAGUUUACUGUAAAUAUAUAUGUAUAGUACACAGAUUUCUUUUUAACCUUAUGCUUCCCUCCUCCCUGUGGAAUUUCUUUCCACAAAUUAGGGGCCAGUGGACAGGGGAGUGAGAGCCACUCAUUCCUGGGUUAAAGGAAAAAUCAAACCAUCUUUUUCACCUGAGUGUCUCUGUGCACCAGAGUUGUAAUAGCAUUUUAAGCUUCUUAGCAUUUGUGGGAUUAGAAAUCUGUUUUUGCUAUUUAUAAUAUAUGGAAAAUGAAACAUGAUACUCUUUCUUGCGAUAUGUGAAAAUGUUUAUUUUUAAAGUUGCUAAAUGCAUUUGUCUAACUACCACUUGCACUGUUCUUAAAAAGAGCCUUUACCAUCUGUAACCUGAAUUUUGGUUGUUCUUUUCAUACUUCUAUGAUUCGAAGUUAUGGAAAUACUAAGACUUGUUAAGACACAGGCUCUCCUGUUACACAACACUGAACCUCAUGCCACUGCCUCAGUGGUUACUGUGGAGUCCCAGAGGUCAGACUUGGAACGUCAUUCUGAGUGGCAGCUAAAGGUAGCAGAAGUCUUACUUCUCCCUGGUUUGGGUUCAGAAAUGAGCUAGGGAAAGGAACUUUUUUAAGUCCCCAGAAUGAUGAUGGUUACUGAGUAAAUUUUAGAUUUUAUGUCCUCCAAACACCUGCCACCCUAUUUGUGCUGUUUUGAGCAGAGUAAUACGUGUAAAGCCUUUAGAAUUUGAAUUUCACAGAAUCUCCUGGAGGAAAACCUAACGCCUCAGCAUGGUUGGUCACAGUGGGAUUGCUGGGGCCCCAGGGCCCCACGGCCGGCUGCACAGGCUGCGCGGCGUCCCGGGAGAUCGCGUUGUGCGCUGGGCCUUCUGUGCUGUUGAGUGCUGGGUGCUGAUGCCUACUCUCUCCCUGUGUUCCAGAACAUGGGCUCGAUGACCGUACAAGAGAAGAGAUUACCCUUGUUGAAUAAUUUCCUUUGUCCCAGAGAAAACACAUUUUGGCAUAUAUUUUGCCUUCUAAAUCUUUGUGGAUUUUUUGGGGUUUUUUUUGUUCUUUGUAAAGUUUUUGGCAGUUAAAAAACUACUCAUAUAGGUCACUUUAUAGGAACUAAGUGAUGGGUGUUAAGAGACUUUAUAGUUUUUCUCAGGGACCUGAAACCUGAAUUUGGAUAAAAUUAAAUAAAAGUUUUUGCUAUUUGUUUUUUGGUUGCUAGAUUUGUGGAUUUCUAGUCAUUUAGCAAGCUGCCAGAAUGGAGGGUAAUGGGGAGGAGAAAUCCACGCAGUUGUAAGAAUGGAGAGCAAAGUGUAGGACCCUCCCUUUGAAGGAAAGAAAGCUGUUGUUCUCAUAGGAUAACAGGCAUUGUUGGCCUGAUAGAGAUAAAGCCAUACUCUUAAAACUAUAAGAACCAAGUACUAUAUCUCCUUCCAUCUCAUGCUAAUUGGUCCUCUCCAGUGGUUAAAGUUAUGUCACCACAAAGUGAUGCGCUAUCAUAAUCACUUGUGAUUAAGAUGUGUAACCUUAAUGUGUGUCCAGUGUGGGUUCCUGUCACUUCUCCUGUGGUUGUUUCCUUUGACCUCAAAUGCCUCAAAGAAAAUAUCUGCAUGGCAGCACUGGAGCAGCCCCACAUUUGGAACCUGUACUCCAAAAUGUCAAGCCUUGUUCAUUUCACACUUCGCCAGCCCCAGUCAAAGCCUAGUUGUCUACAUUAAAGCCAACAUAUUCCUUAUCAUAGGAAAUGUAAUGGAAGAGAGAAGUGUGAUUUUAGGGUCACAUUGUAUGUCACACAGAAGCAGAUUGCCUCAACAGCAAAUGCAGGGAGGAUUCAGGGAGGUACAUGCUUUACUUUGUAAUGCUCUGUGUACUUCCUGCCAUUUUAAUUUUUCUGCCACUCUAGGCUUCUGAUAACACAAAGGGAGAUACAGCCUUUCCAGUGUGCAUGUGGCAGAGACAGGGAGACCUGAGGUCAGGGUGGAAUACCAGAGCCCUACCCUCUCAUGUUUGGAAACCAGAUACAGCUAUUGCCCUGCUGGGAAAUUAUUGGAGAUUCUGUGUUUAUCACAAUAGGAUUGUUUUCAAUGUCAAACUGAGAGGGUCCCAGAAGCAUGUUGAAAAGAGGUGGUCCAGCAAGGUUCUGCAGGCCCACUUCAGUGUCUGUGGCCCUUGGAGUUCAGCUGUAACUAAGGAAUGUAUACCUUUCACAAGCACUUUGGUGAACUAGAGAGAAGAAAUAUUCUCAGGAUGUGUUCAAAACUAAAAGAGUUUUAACUGUUAAAAGAAACACAGUCCAGAUGGCUUUCCCCAUCUUCCUUUCUCCUUUCUCCUCUCCUCUCAGCGGGGAGCUAGACGUGGGGCAUGCGUCAUUCUCUGUUGACAAAUGUGUUACGUCACGCCAGCGCUGUUGCCGACACUGUGCUAUCCUUGGUAGUAAAAUUCCUUGGUACUUGUGGGAGUCCUCUGUCUCUCCAUGCCCCUAAAAUAAUGUUAACCCCUUGUCUCUGGAACCACUCCCACAUUUGAUUUGGUGUUAAAGGGUAACAGCAAAAUGAUGAUUGUGGAGAUGGGUCUGUUAGGUCUUGUUUGUCUCUUGGUUCAAACUAUUUUCAAAAAAGCCCCACAAAAGGGGCUGUCACCUUGCUAUCCACCCAUACUUAAUAGGUAUUUAUCAGCCCUUUUAGGUCAUAUAAAAGUUGCACCUUUUUAACCAAGCAAUUAUAUUCACUAGGGGAAAGGUGUGGACUACAGAUUAGUAUUAUAUUAUUUUAAUGGAUUUAAAGUAAUUUAUAAGUAUGCUGAGUGUAAAUCUUUAAAAGACUAUGUAUUGUAAAAGGACAUAUCCUGUGAAAUAUAAUAUCAUUUUACUGUUUAACAGAAUAAUUCUAUAAGAAGAGUGAUUUAUCUCACCCAUAGAACUGAUUACAUUCAUGAUGCAAUCAACAGGCACUUUGUAAUUUCCUUUUGGGUUUUUUUUAAGGGGGGUAGCAAGCAAGACAUCAUCUGUAUAAAGUGCAGUUUGUGUCAGUCAAAAUAUGCACUGUGUGGCUACACAAAAGCAGCUUGAUGAACAAAUCACUCCAUGGCUCAUUAAAGAACAAAGCUUCUAGAAACAGCAA